Cladocopium goreaui is the source of this 397-nucleotide messenger RNA. NCBI's taxonomy places the organism in Eukaryota, Dinophyceae, Suessiales, Symbiodiniaceae. The record is from the annotation of a GenBank genome assembly.
GACCGGCAAGGGUGCGAAAGGACCCGCAGCGCCACCGGCAGAGAAGCUUGAGGAGCCGCAGCCAGCGCCCGUUGAGUCCGCGGAGGUGGCGACCGAGAGCUCAGCCGCACCUGGAAAAGGUGGAAAGAAAGGCCCUAAGGGCCCUUCCAAAGGUGUGCCCAAAGCGGCACCGGCUGAGGCCUCUCUGCAACUGAACUUGAACGUAGAAAGGUCUGCGGUGAAAUUCGCAGAUGCACCUCUCGAUGAACCAGAUUUGUCCCCAUCAAUGUCUAGCUCUCAACAGUCACCGACCUCCCGAGGCUCAAUGGCGGGUGACUUGCCUGCAGGCUCACGACCACGCAGGCGCCAACUGUCUCAUCUACAUCGACAUAGCAGUGUCCUUGACAAUGGGCCAUAG